Trichoderma gamsii is the source of this 1365-nucleotide messenger RNA. Its product is annotated as Cip2. The record is from RefSeq and is a predicted model, not a curated record. Gene Ontology annotation, biological process: carbohydrate metabolic process. Gene Ontology annotation, cellular component: extracellular region. Gene Ontology annotation, molecular function: cellulose binding. Bases 1 to 1365 code for a protein of 454 amino acids. The transcript is spliced from 2 exons. NCBI's taxonomy places the organism in Eukaryota, Fungi, Ascomycota, Sordariomycetes, Hypocreales, Hypocreaceae.
AUGACUAUGCAAGCUUUGAAGCUUCUUGUUCUCGCCGUGCCGGUUCUGGCCCAAUCUCAGGUUUGGGGGCAAUGUGGUGGAAUUGGCUGGACUGGCCCAACCACAUGCGUUGCUGGCGCGACCUGUGUAGUCAACAAUUCUUACUAUUCUCAAUGCAUCCCUAAUGGGCAAGCAUCAUCAGCUGCAACAACCACCACUUUGGCCACCUCCACAACCAAGACGUCGACACCAGUUUCUGGAACUCAAACAUCAACAGCUGCCGCUUCAUGCUCUGCAUUACCGGGUUCCAUAUCUCUCAAGAGCAAUUCUAAACUAAACGACCUGUUCACAAUGUUUAAUGGAGAUAAAGUGACUACAAAGGCCCAAUUCGCGUGCCGGCAAGCCGAAAUUUCUCAGCUAGUCCAACGAUACGAGCUUGGAACUCUGCCAGGACGUCCUGCUACUCUUACAGCGUCUUUUUCAGGGAAUACGUUGACAAUUAACUGUGGAGAUUCUGGGAAGUCAAUGUCGUUCUCUGUAACAAUUACCUAUCCUUCAUCAGGAUCGGCUCCUUAUCCUGCAAUCAUUGCCUAUGGUGGCGGCAGUCUACCAGCACCUGCCGGAGUUGCCAUGAUCAACUUCAACAACGAUGAUAUGGCGGCUCAGGUUAAUACUGGCAGCAGAGGUCAAGGGAAGUUCUACACCCUCUAUGGAAGUGGACAUUCUGCAGGCGCAAUGACAGCAUGGGCUUGGGGAGUCAGCCGCGUAAUUGAUGCUCUCGAACAAGUGACGGCGGCAAGGAUUGACACCACGAGAAUUGGGGUGACGGGAUGUUCGCGCAAUGGAAAGGGUGCCCUGCUAGCAGGAGCGUUCGAUAACCGCGUCGCAUUGACACUUCCCCAAGAGUCGGGAGCAGGUGGAUCAGCAUGUUGGAGGAUCUCCGAUUACUUAAAGUCGCAGGGAGCGAAUAUCCAGACCGCAUCUGAGAUUAUCGGAGAGGACCCUUGGUUUUCAACUUCUUUCAACAGCUAUGUUAACCAAGUACCCGUUUUACCAUUUGACCACCAUUCUCUGGCCGCAUUAAUUGCCCCAAGGGGGCUAUUUGUCAUUGAUAACAAUAUCGAUUGGCUGGGCCCGCAAAGCUGCUUUGGAUGUAUGACUACAGCACAUACGGCAUGGCAAGCUCUUGGAGCUUCAGACCACAUGGGCUAUUCCCAAAUUGGGGCUCACGCACACUGCGCCUUUCCGUCGAAUCAGCAAUCUCAGCUGACGGCUUUUGUGCAAAAGUUUUUGCUCGGCCAAUCGACGAAUACCACCGUCUUCCAAAGCGAUUUUACAUUUUCACAAAGCCAAUGGAUCGACUGGACCGUUCCAACUUUAACUUGA